Molecule: messenger RNA, 3041 nt
Organism: Acyrthosiphon pisum (pea aphid)
Lineage: Eukaryota; Metazoa; Arthropoda; Insecta; Hemiptera; Aphididae
Gene: Pli
Product: E3 ubiquitin-protein ligase pellino
Exons: 10
Coding region: 644-1960 (438 amino acids)
Biological process (GO): protein polyubiquitination; regulation of Toll signaling pathway
Molecular function (GO): ubiquitin protein ligase activity; protein binding
Source: RefSeq, a predicted model, not a curated record
CUCCGUCGUCACUCUUCGAAAAUAAUCAGUAAUCACAAUAAUAUUAAUAAUAAUAAUAAUUCUAUGAUAUUAUGAUAAUACUAUAAUAACAUAGUAUUAUAAUAUUGUAAAUUGUUGUAAAACUCGAUCGUACGAUCGACGUCGUCCGACAACGGACAGGUCAAAACCAAACUGUACGUGUUUACUGCAGCAGCAGCAUUCGCUUCGAGCAGUACACCGUCGUACGUGUAAUACUGAGCUGUCGAGACGUGUUCGCGGCCCGUAUUAUUAUAUUAUUUUAUUAUCGCCGAGUACACUCUGAAGUGCUGACACGGCCGUCGCCGAUCGCGUUGUGUGCAGUCGUCGGUGCGUUAUUUUUUUUCUCAGUAGUUGCGCGCGCGUCGAGUCUUGUAGUUUAUCGCCAAUCGCCUUGCGGCCGUCUACCCGCUUCUUUGUCCCUUCCUGUCCGCUGUGCGCUACUGCUCUCGGCCGGUGUCCUCCUGUGCUCGACAUGACCAGUCCCGCGUAGUUAUGUGACGAGUGACGACUACAGUGCUCUACACCCUCUCUUGUAUAUACACCUAUUUACGCAACAGUGACGACGAGUUUUCCAAAUUCCGUUUUGUGUUCUUCCACUGAUGUUGGCCGGACGACGCCGAUCAACAUGGUUAAAAGAUCUGAUGCAACUGAUUCAAAAAAAAAUAACUCCAAACAUGAAAAUGCAAUCAAAUAUGGCGAACUUAUAAUUCUUGGUUAUAAUGGCCAACUAACUGCGGGUGACAAAAGAAGGCGGCGCAGUAAAUUUGUUUUAUGGAAGAGAGAUGUGGCCAAUGGAAUUCGAAGAUCUAAUCAUUAUGUUGUGCCCAGUCCUCAAAAUUCACAUGCGGUGCUAGACAAGAACCAGCACUCCAUAUCGUACACACUGUCUCGGACCGAGGCAGUGAUAGUAGAAUAUGUAAAUGAUGAGACAACUGACAUGUUUCAGGUUGGCCGUUCAUCAGAUUCCCCAAUAGAUUUUGUAGUGAUGGACACAAAUGCGGAAAAGAAUGCUGCAGCUGUUAACAAUGUACCUAUUGUUGAUAGUAAAAAGACAGCUGCAGCAAGUACAAUAUCUAGAUUUGCUUGCCGCAUAAUUUGUGACCGUGAAAAUACCAAUAUAGCUCGUUUAUAUGCAGCAGGAUUCGAUUCUUCUAGAAAUAUAUUUUUAGGGGAAAAAGCAACUAAAUGGAAAGACGGUGAAGAAAUUGAUGCUCUUACUACUAACGGAGUAUUGGUUAUGCAUCCAAGUGGAAAGUUCCACAAAGGAAAUACAGAACCAGGUAUCUGGUUAGAGGUUUCAGUUUGUGGUAAAUUAUUUUCUUUGCGUGGUUCUCGAUCUGCUCAACUUAAAGGUGAUAUGGUUGAUGAUUCAGACAAUAUUCUUACUGAUGGAACAUUGAUUGAUUUAUGUGGUGCAACCUUGCUUUGGAGGUCAGCAGAGGGACUCAGCUUAUCUCCUAGUAGAGAAUACUUGAAAAAGCUGAUUGAAAGGACAAAUCGUGAACGACCUACAUGUCCUGUUGGUCUGUACACAUUAGUAUUUCCUCAUCAUUCGGAAGACCAUGCUGCUGCUGUAGCAUCUUCAGAACUUGCCGAUAUAAAGCAACAGCCAUAUGCUUACUUACAAUGUGGUCAUGUCCAAGGUCGUCAUGCAUGGGGAUUAAAUAAAGACUCAAAUAGUAGAACAUGCCCAAUGUGUUUAAAAGUGGGUGGUAUAGCCAAGUUGAGUAUGGGCAUAGAGGCUUCAUUUUAUGUACAGGAUAAGGAAAAGCCAGAUUUAUAUGCCUUUAACCCAUGUGGUCACGUGGCCACAGAAAAAACGGUCAAAUUUUGGUCUAAUGUAGGGAUACCCUAUGGAACCAAUGGAUUUGAGGCAUUUUGCCCUUUUUGCGCUAAACUACUUGAAGGCUAUCCGGGAUAUGUUAAAUUAAUUUUUAACUAAAGUUUAAGAAGUACAUUUUUUAAACAUAAUUAUAAAAAUGAAUAGAUUUCUUUUUAUAGUUAAUAUUUAUUUUUCCUUGACCUUAUAAAGGUAGUGUGAUAAUAUUAGCUUUUUUUUGUCAAUUUGUGAGUUUUACUUUUGUCAUUGUUUUUAUUACAAUUUUUUUAUUUGUAUUUCAUUAACUGCAUAACUAGGUUAUGACAUUUUGUAAACUUAAAACUAUUUUAUUUAACUAUUUUUUGUCUUUUGCUUUUAGUUUAAUAUUUUUUAUUUUUUAUGUUAUUUGGUCACUUCUGCGUAGUACCAGUAAUCUCUAAUAAAUAUAAUAUUAUUUUUGUGUCUGAUUUAUGAAGCAGUUUAAAAUAGUAACUAUCUAUAAAAAAACUGUUUUGAAAAAAAAUCUCAGUAUUAGUUUUAAAAUUAUUAUUGAAUAUCUUUUGCAAUGUUAACAAUUUUUGAAGAUCUUAACAAUGUUACUUUUUAAAGAUCUUAUAAGCUAUAGUUAAAUUUAAUUAUCAAGUAUUUUAUUAGGGUUGCUAUGAGUAAAAGUUAAUUUUCAUCGGCUCUGUUACAUAUAUUUCCUAUAACCAAGAAUAAUGAGAACUUUAAAUUUCUUUUUAAUGAUGUUUUUUAAUCAGCAUAGAAAAACAAGAAGACAUUAAUGAUCACCGUUGGGUUUAUAAGUUGAAAUAAUAAAUACAUGAGCACUAUUAAUUGAAGUUGUGCGUUUGAAGAGGCCUAAGUAUUUUCAAAUAAUAAAAAUAGAAUACUUUAAUUUUUUAUAUUUCUAGUGAGAAAUUAAAAUUUUUUCUUUUAGAUACUAAGUGAAUUUAGUAAUAUUUUGCUUUUACAAUGAUGUUUUUUAUUUCAUUAUGAUCACUAACCUUAGGAUCAUAUAAAUGGCAACCCUAGUAUCUAUAUUUAAAUGUUUACUUUUGAAUUUAUUUUAUGUGGAGUAUUGUCAGGUUUUUUUAUAAUUAAAUGUAAUUUAAUUAUAUAGUUAAGGUUUUAAUCAAUUUAAGUAAUGUAUUGAUUAAAUUAUUGAGAUGUAUUUGUCAGAAGUACAACUAGAAUAUUAUAU